Trichomonas vaginalis G3 is the source of this 462-nucleotide messenger RNA. RefSeq lists its product as uncharacterized. NCBI's taxonomy places the organism in Eukaryota, Parabasalia, Trichomonadida, Trichomonadidae. The coding region runs from base 1 to 462 and encodes 153 amino acids. The transcript has a single exon. The record is from RefSeq and is a predicted model, not a curated record.
AUGAUUGUCAUCUCUAGUGACUCAGAGACAAGAGUUGUUGCAUCUUCUCUCUUGUAUGAUUUGAUGAACGACAAACAUAUCGAAUUCGAUGAAUCUCUGCUUAGAUACUCAAAGAUGAACAUCAAGAUGAACAAGAAGAUAACAGAUAAGAUAUCACAAACAUCUAAUGACAAUAACAAUAUUAGUAAUCAAAAUAAAAUUGUGAGUAAAUCAAAGAGCAAGAGGUUGAUUCCUUUCAUCAAUCGAAUGAGUCUUGAUUUAUCAUAUCAGAACAAAAUUGACGAAACAUCGAAUCAAAGGAGAAGAUCAAGUGUCAUCGAAUAUUACGAGAAUAACAGUAACAAACGAGAAAGAGUCAUUCUCAAAGAUUCAUUCCCUUCUGUUUCCCUAUUCGACACAGGAUUCAUUGAUGACACAAACAGAUUGUUGACAAAGCAAAAUCUCUUCAAUAUGUGUGACUAA